Olea europaea var. sylvestris is the source of this 841-nucleotide messenger RNA. RefSeq names its product transcription factor E2FA-like. NCBI's taxonomy places the organism in Eukaryota, Viridiplantae, Streptophyta, Magnoliopsida, Lamiales, Oleaceae. The coding region runs from base 65 to 484 and encodes 139 amino acids. Gene Ontology annotation, molecular function: protein dimerization activity; DNA-binding transcription factor activity, RNA polymerase II-specific; RNA polymerase II cis-regulatory region sequence-specific DNA binding. Gene Ontology annotation, cellular component: RNA polymerase II transcription regulator complex. Gene Ontology annotation, biological process: regulation of transcription by RNA polymerase II. The transcript is spliced from 5 exons. The record is from RefSeq and is a predicted model, not a curated record.
GUCUAUAUUAAGUCCAUGUUAGGUACCUCCAAAUGCUGCUUCAUAUACAUUCAACGAUAUACUAAUGCUUCUCCAUGACCAACGAGUUAUAAGUUUUCAAACUUGCACCGUGCAGGCUGAAGUAGAAAGCUUAAAUAUGGAGGAGCACAGAUUGGAUGAACAAAUAAGAGAAAUGGAAGAGAAAUUGAGAGGCUUCAGUGAAGAUGAAAACAAUCAAAAGUGGCUUGUUGUGACUGAAGAAGACAUCAAGAGUUUACCUUGCUUUCAGAAUGAAACUUUGAUAGCACUCAAAGCUCCACAUGGCACCACUUUAGAAGUUCCAGAUCCUGAUGAGGCAAUUGAUUAUCCACAGAGGAGAUACAGAAUAGUUCUCUGGAGCACUAUGGAACCUAUAAAUGUGUACCUUGUCAAGUACUACUUUUCUGUAAGAAAGUGCAUUCAUUAUUAUCUUCAACUUUUUAUCAAGGUUUACCCUCGACCGUAAGUGAGAAAAUUGAUUGACUGACAUCUGUUAUGUUUUUAAUUUGUUUCUGAUUAUCUUUCCACCAAAGUAAUUUGGUCAAUUUGAAGAAAAAAUUGAGGAGAUGAAUGAGGUCGAGGUGCAACCAAGCAUCACUUUAGCUGCAUGUACACUUCAUAAAAUUUUGGAGCUAUUUAAUUAUUCUAGGAACCACACAUAAAGUUAUAAAUGCAUGCAUGAAGUGAAGACAUUAGCGGCAUCAAUUGUUCAUUUUCAUAACCAAGGAACUCCCACGUAAAUGCAUGCAUGCAUGAACCGAAGACAUUAACUGCACGAACCAUUUUAAUUUAUAUAUGUGAAAUUAUUACAUGAACCAAUGAU